GUUGACCCCUUUGCGUGAAAAAGGAAAUUGCAUCACGGCAUUCCUCGACACCGCCCUUUCUGCGUAAAUAAAGUGACCAGUCUAAAAUCAUCAGCAUUCAUUCCUCUCCUGGGAUUCGUCUCGCAGUCUAAGUCUUAAAAAAUGGCUACCAAGUUGGUUAUCCAGCAGCCAAGGCCAAUUGUAGUGGCAGCUAGUACAGAUCAGUGGACCACCAGCAUCUGCGAAUGUGAUAGCGUCAAUGAAUGCUGUUUUUCGGUGUGGUGCUUUCCUUGCUUUGCCUGCAUCACAGCUCGAGACCAUGGUCAAUGUCUCUGCCUCCCACUGCUGGAUGCAUGUGGCCUCAUCCCACCCGCCACACUGUCUAUGAGGGUGGCAACACGCAAACGCUAUGGCAUUUCGGACACUAUUUGCAACGACUGUGUGUACUCUUUCUUCUGCGGCCCAUGCAGCUGGUGUCAGAUCAGGCGGGAAAUGAAAUACAGACUUCAUCCUGUUACACUGUUGAACAACAGACCAAUGGGCUAAAGACCUGCAUCAUCAACAUGAUCAUAAUCAUUUAUCAUCAUCAUCAUCAUCAUUAUUUUUACAGCCAUCUUACCAUCAACAGCAUGUGAUGUCUGCAUCUUUAUCUAGCACAACUAAUUUACAAUGCGUGUGAAAUAUCCUGGUGAAACCUUGAGUUUCGAUCAUCGCUUCUUCCCUUACACACUGAACCCAAAGCUGUUUUCAGUCAGAUGGAGGAGUGGCAUGCUGUCUAAUCACUGUUUGGGCAUCAGCUCGAGAAGUGGUAAAGAAUGCUGCUCACUUAUGAAGACUGAUCAGACAACAUUUGUAAUCGUGUUUAGAAAUGUAACAUUCAAAAGCAUUAAUUCAUAGUGUAUUAUUUAUAAAAGCUAUUACAAAAUUCAUUUUAAAACUAAUUUAAUGUGUUGCAUUUUACUUGAAUUUUUAAAUGUAAUGAUUGCUAACCUUCUAUUGGACUGUACUGUUAUCACAUGCACUUAUACUUAAUAGCAUGUCUGCUUCACUCUCAUCAUUACAAUCACGUGUAUAAUGGAAUUUUGCUUUAAUAAUGUGAAUGUGUGCUUUUACGUAAUUGUCAAUAAACUCCUCUAAAAAUAAAAACAA
Silurus meridionalis is the source of this 1128-nucleotide messenger RNA. Its product is annotated as cornifelin homolog B-like. The transcript is spliced from 4 exons. The coding region runs from base 142 to 525 and encodes 127 amino acids. The record is from RefSeq and is a predicted model, not a curated record. Lineage: Eukaryota; Metazoa; Chordata; Actinopteri; Siluriformes; Siluridae.